Molecule: messenger RNA, 1882 nt
Organism: Mangifera indica (mango)
Lineage: Eukaryota; Viridiplantae; Streptophyta; Magnoliopsida; Sapindales; Anacardiaceae
Product: alpha-farnesene synthase-like
Exons: 7
Coding region: 66-1772 (568 amino acids)
Biological process (GO): diterpenoid biosynthetic process
Molecular function (GO): magnesium ion binding; terpene synthase activity
Source: RefSeq, a predicted model, not a curated record
CGACCAGCAGCUAUCCAUCACUUGUUAGCUUUCCUAUUCCCAUAUUACUUUCUUGAACAAUCUUCAUGGAACAAACGAAACAUUGUCAUUCUCAACAACCAAAUCUGUAUUGCCAGCUGAAGCCAGAAGCCUCAGAUAUUAUACAGCCCAGAAAUAAUUCUUCCAGUUAUAAACCAAGCAUUUGGAAAUAUGAUUUUAUACAGUCUCUUGAUCCCAAAUAUGAGCAGGAAGAGGGAUAUAAACUCCGGGCUCAGACGUUGAAAGAGAAGGUGAAACGCUUGUUUGGUGAAUCCAUAGACGUUUUAGCAAAGCUAGAAUUCAUUGACAACAUCUGGAAACUCGGCCUCUCCACUUUUUUUGAGGAGGAAAUUCAUGAAGCUUUAGAUAACAGAGCUUCUAUUCAGAAUAACAACUCUUGUGUAGAAGAGGACCUUUAUACUACUGCUUUAUGCUUUAGGCUCCUCAGGCAGCAUGGCUAUGAAAUUUCAGAAGAUGUCUUUACUGGCUUCAUGGAUGAAAAGGGUUCAUUCUCAACGGCAAAAUGUAGAGAUGCUAAAGGAUUGAUCGAACUUUUUGAAGCCUCCCAUCUGGCUUUAGAAGGUGAAACCAUUUUGGACAAGGCUAAAGUGUUCUCAAUUGGAACCCUGAAAUAUAUCCAUUUUUCUACUAAUUUGGAUAGUGAACUUGCCGAGAAAAUAGCCCGUGCUUUGGAACUUCCAUUGCAUCGAAGAGUGCCGUGGUUUGAAGUCAGAAGGCACAUAAACGCUUAUGAGAAUAACAAACAAAUGAUGAACGCAAGUUUAUUAGAGUUGGCAAAACUUAACUUUAUUAGGGUUCAAGCCACUCUCCAAAAUGAUCUUAGGGAGGUUUCAAGGUGGUGGAGGAAUCUGGGCCUGAUUGAAAAUCUAAACUUCUCGAGGGAUCGACUGGUUGAAAGCUUCAUGUGCGCAGUGGGCCUUCUUUAUGACACUGAGUUCAGAUCUUUUAGAAAAUGGCUCACAAAAGUCGUUAUCUUCAUACUGGUGAUAGAUGAUAUCUAUGAUAUUUAUGGUUCAUUGCAAGAACUGCAAUACUUCACCAAUGCUGUUGAUAGAUGGGAUUCCAAGGAAAUUGAGCACCUGCCAGAGUGUAUGAAGAUGUCUUUUCAAGCACUGUAUGACACUACCAACGAAAUGGCUUAUGAAAUUCAGAAGGAGAAAGGCUGGAACGAUUCUGCCUUACCCCAUUUGAAGAAAGCGUGGGCUGAUUUUUGUAAAUCAUUAUUAGUAGAAGCAAAGUGGUGCAACGAAGGACAUACUCCAUCUCUACAGGAGUAUUUGAAUAAUGCAUGGAUUUCUUCAUCAGGCCCGCUGCUUUCUGUCCAUUCAUUUUUGUCAACAAUGAAAGAGACAAAGGAAAUGGUACAUUUUCUCAGGAAAAACCAGGAACUCCUGUACAAUUCAUCUCUAGUAAUUCGACUAUGCAAUGAUCUAGGCACUUCAACGGCUGAGCUAGAGAGAGGUGAUGUUGCUUCAUCCAUCCUGUGUUAUAUGAGAGAAUUGGAUGUAUCAGAGGAGAAAGCUCGGAGCCAUAUUAAAGAGAAGAUAAAUAAAUGUUGGAUAAAUAUUAAUGGACAUUGUUUCACCCAAUCAUCUUCGCUGAAACCAUUUGUGAAUAUUAUCACAAACUGUGCACGUGUGGCGCAUUGUCUUUACCAGAAUGGAGAUGGUUUUGGAGUUCAGGACCGUGAUACAAAGGAUCAAAUCCUCUCUUUACUCAUCAAACCUAUAUAAAAUUAUGAGUUCCAUGUUUAAGCAAGGGUUUCCAGGUUUCCAAUUAAUAUGUAUGAGAAUAUAAGUUAUGUUAGUCGAGUAUUCAUAAAAUAAUAAUGUGUAUGGUUGAA